CCGGCCGCGCCAUGGUGGACUCCGUGGGCUUCGCCGAGGCGUGGAGGGCGCAGUUCCCGGACUCGGAGCCGCCGCGCAUGGAGCUGCGCUCGGUGGGUGACAUCGAGCAGGAGCUGGAGCGCUGCAAGGCCUCCAUUAGGCGCUUGGAGCAGGAGGUGAACCAGGAACGCUUCCGCAUGAUCUACCUGCAGACGCUGCUGGCCAAGGAGAAGAAGAGCUACGACCGGCAGCGCUGGGGCUUCCGCCGCGCCGCGCAGCCCCCGGACGGUGCCGCCGAGCCGCGAGCGGCCGCCCCGCGCCCGCCGCCCGCUCCCGCCGAUGGCGCGGAGCCGGCGCCCGUCGAGGAGUCCGAGGCGCGGCCGGACGGAGAGGGGUCUCCGGGUAAGGCACGGCCGGCGUCCGCCCGCAGGCCAGCGGCUGCUGCGCCGGCGGACCGGGACGACCGAGGGCCCCCCACUAGCGUGGCGGCGCUCAGAUCCAACUUCGAGAAGAUCCGCAAGGGACCUGCCCAGCCCGGCUCUGCCGACGCCGAGAAGCCCUUCUACGUGAACGUCGAGUUCCACCACGAGCGCGGCCUGGUGAAGGUCAACGACAAAGAGGUGUCCGACCGGAUCAGUUCUCUAGGCAGCCAGGCCAUGCAAAUGGAGCGCAAGAAGUCCCAGCAGAGCACCGGGCAGGGUCCCGGGGAAGCGCCCAGACCCCAUUAUCGCGGGCGCUCCUCGGAGAGCAGCUGCGCCCUCGACGGUGACUACGAGGAUGCAGAGUUGAAUCCCCGCUUCCUGAAGGACAACCUAAUCAAUGCCAACGGCGGCAACAGGCCCCCUUGGCCGCCCCUGGAGUACCAACCCUACCAGAGCAUCUACGUCGGAGGUAUGAUGGUGGAAGGGGAGGGCAAGGGCCCGCUCCUGCGAAGCCAGAGCACUUCAGAGCAGGAGAAGCGCCUCACCUGGCCCCGCAGGUCCUACUCUCCCCGGAGUUUUGAGGACAGCGGAGGUGGUUACACCCCGGAUUGCAGCUCCAAUGAGAACCUCACCUCCAGCGAGGAGGACUUUUCCUCUGGCCAGUCCAGCCGCGUGUCCCCGAGCCCCACCACCUACCGUAUGUUCCGGGACAAGAGCCGCUCGCCUUCGCAGAAUUCGCAGCAGUCCUUUGACAGCAGCAGCCCCCCGACGCCACAGUGCCAGAAGCGGCACCGGCAGUGCCAAGUUGUGGUGUCUGAGGCUACCAUCGUAGGUGUCCGCAAGACCGGGCAGAUCUGGCCCAGUGAUGGGGACAGCACCUUCCAGGGGGAUGCAGAUUCCUCGUUUGGAACACCACCUGGGUAUGGCUGCGCCGCAGACCAGGCCGAGGAACAGCGCCGGCACCAGGAUGGGCUGCCCUACAUCGACGAUUCACCUUCUUCCUCUCCACACCUCAGCAGCAAAGGCAGGGGCAGCCGUGAUGCUCUGGCCUCGGGAGCCCUGGAGCCCACCAAAGUGGGUGAACUGGAUUUGGAAAAGGGCUUGGAGAUGAGAAAGUGGGUUCUGUCCGGAAUCCUGGCCAGCGAGGAGACGUACCUGAGCCAUCUGGAGGCGCUGCUGCUGCCCAUGAAGCCUCUGAAAGCCGCUGCCACCACCUCCCAGCCGGUGCUGACCAGCCAGCAGAUCGAGACCAUUUUCUUCAAAGUGCCUGAGCUCUAUGAGAUCCACAAGGAGUUCUAUGAUGGGCUGUUCCCCCGUGUACAGCAGUGGAGCCACCAACAGCGUGUGGGUGACCUCUUCCAGAAGCUGGCCAGCCAGCUGGGUGUGUACCGAGCCUUUGUGGAUAACUACGGGGUGGCCAUGGAAACCGCAGAGAAAUGCUGUCAGGCCAACAGUCAGUUUGCAGAGAUAUCUGAGAACCUGAGAGCCAGGAGUAACAAGGAUGCCAAGGACUCCACCACCAAGAAUUCUUUGGAAAAUCUGCUCUACAAGCCUGUGGACCGGGUGACAAGGAGCACGCUAGUCCUUCACGACUUGCUAAAGCACACUCCAGCCAGCCAUCCCGACCAUUCCCUGCUGCAGGACGCCCUCCGCAUCUCACAGAACUUCCUGUCCAGCAUCAAUGAGGAGAUCACACCCCGUCGGCAGUCCAUGACGGUGAAAAAAGGAGAGCACCGGCAGCUGCUGAAGGACAGCUUCAUGGUGGAGCUGGUGGAGGGGGCCCGCAAGCUGCGCCACAUCUUCCUAUUCACCGACCUGCUCCUUUGCACCAAGCUGAAGAAGCAAAGUGGAGGCAAAACCCAGCAAUAUGACUGUAAAUGGUACAUUCCGCUCACGGACCUCAGCUUCCAGAUGGUGGAUGAAUUGGAGGCAGUACCCAACAUCCCUCUGGUGCCAGAUGAGGAACUGGAUGCCUUGAAGAUCAAAAUCUCCCAAAUCAAGAGUGACAUCCAACGAGAGAAGAGAGCAAACAAGGGCAGCAAGGUCAUGGAGAGGCUGAGAAAGAAGCUGUCAGAGCAAGAGUCGCUGCUGCUGUUAAUGUCCCCCAGCAUGGCCUUCAGGGUACACAGUCGCAAUGGCAAGAGUUACACAUUCCUGAUCUCCUCCGACUAUGAGCGAGCCGAGUGGAGAGAAAGCAUCCGGGAGCAGCAGAAGAAAUGUUUCAAGAGUUUCUCUCUGACGUCGGUGGAGCUGCAAAUGUUGACCAACUCGUGUGUAAAACUUCAGACUGUUCACCACAUUCCACUGACCAUCAACAAAGAGGAUGAUGAGUCUCCUGGGCUCUACGGCUUCCUGAAUGUCAUCGUCCACUCGGCCACUGGGUUUAAACAGAGUUCAAAUCUGUACUGCACUCUGGAGGUGGAUUCCUUUGGGUAUUUUGUGAAUAAAGCAAAGACUCGAGUCUACAGGGACACGACAGAGCCGAACUGGAAUGAGGAGUUUGAGAUAGAGCUGGAAGGCUCCCAGACCCUGCGGAUACUCUGCUAUGAAAAGUGUUACAACAAGAUGAAGAUCCCCAAGGAAGAUGGCGAGAGCGCAGACAAGCUCAUGGGGAAAGGUCAGCUCCAGCUGGACCCCCAAACCCUACAGGACAGAGAGUGGCAACGGACUGUCAUCGACAUGAAUGGGAUUGAAGUGAAACUCUCCGUCAAGUUCACGAGCAGGGAGUUCAGCUUGAAGAGAAUGCCUUCCCGCAAACAGACAGGGGUCUUCGGUGUCAAGAUCGCUGUGGUCACCAAGAGAGAGAGGUCCAAGGUACCUUACAUUGUGCGCCAGUGUGUGGAGGAGAUCGAGCGCCGGGGCAUGGAGGAGGUGGGCAUCUACCGAGUGUCUGGAGUGGCCACAGACAUCCAGGCACUGAAGGCGGCCUUUGACGUCAAUAACAAGGACGUGUCAGUGAUGAUGAGUGAGAUGGACGUGAAUGCCAUUGCUGGCACGCUGAAGCUCUACUUCCGUGAGCUGCCGGAACCCCUCUUCACUGAUGAGUUCUACCCUAACUUCGCAGAGGGCAUUGCUCUUUCAGACCCUGUUGCAAAAGAGAGCUGCAUGCUCAACUUGCUGCUGUCCCUCCCAGAAGCCAACCUGCUGACCUUCCUUUUCCUUCUGGACCACUUGAAAAGGGUGGCUGAAAAGGAGACGGUGAACAAGAUGUCCCUGCACAACCUCGCCACAGUCUUUGGCCCCACGCUGCUUCGACCUUCAGAGAAGGAAAGCAAGCUCCCUGCUAACCCCAGCCAGCCCAUCACCAUGACUGACAGCUGGUCCCUGGAGGUCAUGUCCCAGGUCCAAGUGUUGCUGUACUUCCUGCAGCUGGAGGCCAUCCCUGCCCCCGACAGCAAGAGACAGAGCGUCCUGUUUUCCACGGAAGUCUAAAGGCCUGGCGUCAGUCGUCUCAUUAAGAGGUCCACAGAAUGACCUGGAAACCUGUGACAAGAGACUCCAUCCUCGGAGUGGGAAUGGGACCCUUCUUGUGGUGUAAUUUAACCAUUCCCAAGCUCUGGGCCAUCCGCCAAGAGACAAGUACCCAAAGCAAAAGGCCAAGGGGGCCUACACAAAUCAUCCGGGUGUGUCUGCAAGUCCCAGGCUGGCCCCAGACUGUACUCUUUCCUUGUUGCCACCAGAGGGCGCCCCAGGCCAGCCCAUCUGCCAGCCUGCAUACGAGGGAAAGGUGGCUGGCGGAGAGAGUGGUUUUUACGAAAUCUAAUUUAUCAGAGUUAAAAAAAAAAAAAUCUCUACUGGAUCAUUUGUUCCAAUGCACCCUCUCUGGGGAAUAGGGACACCACCAGAUCCCUCACUCUUGUGUCUUGAAUAAACACUGCUGCUGCUUCA
Messenger RNA from Peromyscus eremicus (cactus mouse), 4289 nucleotides. RefSeq names its product BCR activator of RhoGEF and GTPase (gene Bcr). The record is from RefSeq and is a predicted model, not a curated record. Gene Ontology annotation, biological process: protein phosphorylation; positive regulation of GTPase activity; intracellular signal transduction. Gene Ontology annotation, cellular component: membrane. Lineage: Eukaryota; Metazoa; Chordata; Mammalia; Rodentia; Cricetidae. Gene Ontology annotation, molecular function: protein serine/threonine kinase activity; GTPase activator activity; guanyl-nucleotide exchange factor activity. The transcript has 23 exons. The coding region runs from base 12 to 3833 and encodes 1273 amino acids.